Messenger RNA from Austrofundulus limnaeus, 2456 nucleotides. RefSeq names its product unconventional myosin-Ic. Gene Ontology annotation, molecular function: microfilament motor activity; ATP binding; actin filament binding. Gene Ontology annotation, cellular component: microvillus; cytoplasm; myosin complex. The record is from RefSeq and is a predicted model, not a curated record. Lineage: Eukaryota; Metazoa; Chordata; Actinopteri; Cyprinodontiformes; Rivulidae. Gene Ontology annotation, biological process: endocytosis; actin filament-based movement; actin filament organization.
AACUAAAUUUUCCACCUGGAUUAAAAUCUUGAAGCCCUAAAAACUACAAAGCCAUUCCUUCAUGGCGUAUCGAUGGGCCCAGGUGAUAGCCAGUGACGGGGUGCGGGCUAUGAUGGAGUCGGCCCUGACAGCCAGAGAUCGGGUGGGGGUGCAGGAUUUUGUUCUGCUGGAGAACUUCACCAGUGAAGCUGCCUUCAUAGAAAAUUUACGCAAACGCUUCAAGGAGAAUCUCAUCUAUACUUACAUUGGAUCAGUGCUGGUGUCAGUUAACCCAUACAAAGACCUGGAGAUCUACACCAAGAACCACAUGGAGAGAUACAGAGGGGUCAACUUCUAUGAGGUUUCACCACACAUCUAUGCUGUGGCAGACAACGCGUACCGCUCCAUGAGGACAGAGAGGAAAGACCAGUGCAUCCUGAUCUCAGGGGAGAGCGGCGCCGGGAAGACCGAGGCAUCCAAGAAGAUCCUGCAGUACUACGCCUUCACCUGUCCAGCCAGUGAGCACGUGCAGACCAUCAAAGACCGCCUGCUGCAGUCCAACCCUGUGCUGGAGGGUGCCCCCGUGGGAGGCCACAUCAUCAACUACCUUCUGGAGAAGUCCCGUGUGGUCCAUCAGAACCACGGAGAGAGGAACUUUCACAUCUUCUAUCAGAUGAUUGAAGGAGGAGAGGAGGAUCUGCUGAGACACCUCGGCCUGGAGAGGAACACUCAACAGUACCAGUACCUGGUUAAAGAGUUGUUGAACAUAAUUGCCAGCGUGCUUCACCUUGGCAAUGUGCAGUAUGGUGAGGAAGAGGGCAACGCCUGCAUCACCUCAGAUAUACAGAUCAAGUAUCUGGCCAGGUUGUUGGGUGUGAAUGGAGCGGCGCUGACAGAGGCACUCACGCACAAAAAGAUCAUCGCUAAAGGAGAGGAGCUCGUGAGCCCUCUGAACCUGGAGCAGGCAUCUUCAGCUCGUGAUGCUUUGUCCAAAGCAGUUUACGGACGCACCUUCACCUGGCUGGUUAACAAGAUCAACACGUCACUAGAAUACCCGGAUGAUUCGUGUAAAAAUUACUCUGUCAUUGGCCUGCUGGACAUCUAUGGCUUUGAGGUCUUCCAGCACAACAGCUUCGAGCAGUUCUGCAUCAAUUACUGCAACGAGAAGCUGCAGCAGCUCUUCAUUGAGCUCACGCUGAAGUCAGAGCAGGAGGAGUACGAGGCCGAAGGCAUCACGUGGGAGCCAGUCCAGUAUUUCAACAACAAGAUCAUCUGUGACCUGGUGGAGGAGAAGUUCAAAGGGAUCAUCUCCAUCCUGGAUGAGGAGUGCCUGAGGCCUGGGGAUGCCAGUGACUUCACCUUCCUGGAGAAGCUGGAGGACACUGUGGGAGGACACCCUCACUUUGUCACUCACAAGCUGGCUGAUGGAAAGACCCGGAAGGUAAUGGGCCGAGAGGAAUUCCGGCUGCUGCACUACGCUGGAGAGGUCAACUAUAAUGUCAACGGGUUUUUGGACAAGAACAACGACCUUCUCUUCAGGAACCUAAAAGAGGUCAUGUGUACGUCUGAGAACAAGAUCCUCACGCAGUGUUUCGACCGGGAGGAGCUGAGUGACAAGAAACGUCCCGACACGGCAGCCACCCAGUUCAAAGCCAGCCUGGCCAAACUCAUGGAGAUCCUCAUGUCUAAGGAGCCGUCAUACGUCCGCUGCAUCAAACCCAAUGACUCCAAACAAGCAGCUCGAUUCGACGAGGUGCUGAUCCGUCACCAGGUCAAGUACCUGGGUCUGAUGGAGAACCUGAGGGUGAGAAGAGCCGGCUUUGCUUACAGACGGCGCUACGAGGUCUUCCUGCAGAGGUUUAUCAAAGGCUUCAUGUACCGCCACAAAGAGCGCUGUCCAGAGAACGAGUACUUCCUGGAUUAUGUGCGCUACUCCUACCUGAUGAAGCUGCGCAGGAACCUGCCGAAGAACGUCUUAGAUAAGAGCUGGCCUACACCUCCAGCUGCUCUGACUGAGGCAUCUCCGUCAGCUCUCUCAGUGACGGCUUGUUUGUUCUUCACGUGCCCAGUGAGGACAACAAACAGAAGGGCGACGUCAUUCUGCAGAGCGACCACGUGAUUGAAACUCUGACCAAGAUCGCCAUCUGUGCUGACAACGUCAACAGCAUCAACAUCAACCAGGGCAGUAUAAAGUUUGUGGUGGCUCAAGGAAAGGAAGGGAUCAUAGACUUCACUCCAGGAUCACAGCUGCUGGUGGCCAAGGCUAAGAAUGGACACUUGUCUGUGACGGCUCCUAGACUGAAUUCCAGAUGAUGGCCACUUGGAUCCAGACACAUAAGGAAGCCUUGAACUCCCCCCCGUACACCAAUCACACCAACGCAGACCAUGCUCUGCCUAAACCAAUCAGACGCCGGCUGGCUCAUGCAGCUUUGUGCUUCCAAUUAAAAUAAAUAAAAAAGAGCAAACUAAUGGAUAUA